UCCCCGGCGGAUGCCCGCCGCCCGGCUGCGCGCUGGCACCGCGAGGCCGGUGGGCGCGCCCCUGGGGGAGGUGUACAGCGUGCUCGUCAGAGGCUGGUCGUCCCCUGCCGUGCCCCCGCCGUCCGGGCCCAGCUUGCCGGAGGCGGCCUCGCAGCGCCGCACGCCCCCCGCCCCCGGCAGACGACGCCUGGGAUCUCACAGCCCGCCGAUGGCUGCGUUUUGUAGCGGUUGCGUUUGCGAGGACCCCGAGCCACACUGUUCAUGUUUAAACACAGGCUUCCCUGCGGGUCCGUGGGGAGCACGGUCCAGGUGCUCGCGGACGGCGCCCGAGCGUGCUGAGUGGAGGAGGCAGGCGGGCAUAGACCGGGGCUUCAGCCCGAGGAUGCGACCAGGAGGCCCUGCAGAUUCCAUUUACCAAGUUAUGGAAAACUUUGGUCUCAUAUCUCCAUUGGCAAAGCCAGUCCUCACUGUCAAAUCCUCCAGCUACUUAGACCCCUGGGGCUUUUGGAAGAAAAGGAUGGACGUCACAUCCAACUCAAGGGACCCAGGUUCGAUCCCUGGUCAGGGAACUAGAUCCUGCAUGUGGCAAGGAAGAUCCUGCACGCUGCAACGAAAUCCCACAUGCGACAACGAAGAUCCUGUGUGCUGCAACGAAAUCCUGGCGCACCCAAAUAAAUAAACAAAUAUUUAAAACAAACAAAAAAAUGGAGUCACAGUGGCCAACGUGAAUUUCCGUAUUAGUUGUUUUGAAACAUCCUGCAGACUGGGAUUGUCUUUGAUAAACUGAGAGUGUUACUUUAGAUAAGGGAUUUGUUGGGCAAUGUAUGUCACUGGAACAGAAGGAGCAACGGACAGAGGCGAGAUCCCCUCCCCUGGGCAUAACCGUUGCUCCUUAAAAAGAGACCACUGAGCUGAGGAACUCAGAGUGUUCCAGAUGGAGGCUGCUGGAGGGUCACUUCCACUCUGCUAUCCAGAGACCCGUUACUGGACUGGAGACCCUGCUCAUGCAGAGACGCCUCCUCCCUGACUUCUCCUCGGAGUGGUUUGUGACCCUCUUCUCCCGACUUCAGCUAACCUGUGUCGUGUGCUAAUC
Molecule: messenger RNA, 1093 nt
Organism: Hippopotamus amphibius kiboko
Lineage: Eukaryota; Metazoa; Chordata; Mammalia; Artiodactyla; Hippopotamidae
Exons: 3
Coding region: 11-679 (222 amino acids)
Source: RefSeq, a predicted model, not a curated record